Varanus komodoensis (Komodo dragon) is the source of this 6477-nucleotide messenger RNA. RefSeq names its product LIM and cysteine rich domains 1 (gene LMCD1). The transcript is spliced from 6 exons. Gene Ontology annotation, molecular function: zinc ion binding. Lineage: Eukaryota; Metazoa; Chordata; Lepidosauria; Squamata; Varanidae. The record is from RefSeq and is a predicted model, not a curated record. Bases 184 to 1266 code for a protein of 360 amino acids.
CCAAUUAAAGGGACGUCGGUCGGGCGAGUUGCGGGCGAGCGCUCUGGACUUUGGAAGUGGCGCUUGGGAUAAGGGACCUAGACGCUGGGACCGCUGCCGGAGCUACUGGCCGCAACGAGACGCCUUUGCUUCUUGCAGGCAGAUUGAGAUAGCAAAAGAGGGGCGAGAAAGGCAAGCUGAGGGAUGGAUCUGAGUUCAGGAAUUCAGAAGGUAUCCAUCAGUCAGCAACCUUCAGGAAGAGGAGUGCCUUGUUUAAAAUGCAAAGGCAUGUGCUCAGGCUUCGACCCACAUUCUUGGAGGAAAAUAUGCAAGUUAUGCAAAUGCAGUCAGGAAGAUCAUUGCCUGAGCUCUGAUGCAGAAGACGAUCGGAAAAUUGGCCGCUUGCUCUCCAAUUCCAAGUACUCUUCUUUAACUGCCCGGGUGAAAGGAAGUGAUGGAGUACGCAUCUAUAAAAGAAACCGCAUGAUCAUCACUAAUCCUAUAGUGACACGGAAAGAUCCAACUUUUAACACUAUUACAUAUGAAUGGGCUCCACCUGGACUGACUCAGAAACUGGCUACCCAGUACAUGGAACUGAUUUCAAAGGAAAUGCAGCCAGUGGCUGGGACAGAAGGUGCUUAUUAUCGUCGCAGGAGGUUGAUGAGACAACUUCCUAUUUAUGAUCAGGACCCCUCCCACUGCCGGGGCCUUCUGGAGAAUGAAAUAAAGUUGAUGGAAGACUUUGUAAAGAAAUACAAAAAUGAAGCUCUUGGCGUUGGAGAAGUUGCUCUGCCAGGUCAUGGAGGAGCCACCAAGGAAGAAGGAAAGCAACCUGAUAAGAACACUCCUGAAAAUAAGGAAGCUGUUUCAACCAAUGGAACUCUGGGUGAUGCGUCAAAGGGGCUGGAAUUGUUCUGUGACCUCUGCAAGCUCGCGCUCCCCGCGGAGUGCCCCGUGGUGUACGCAGACCGAGCCGGCUAUGACCACCAGUGGCAUCCUGCAUGCUUUGUGUGCUCCAAGUGCUCUGAACCACUCGUUGAUCUGAUCUACUUCUGGAAGAAUGGGGCCCUCUGCUGCGGACGCCAUUACUGUGAGAGCAUCAGGCCACGCUGUGCGGCCUGUGACGAGAUAAUAUUUUCUGCGGACUACCAGCAAGCUGAAGGCCUCACCUGGCACAAACAACACUUCACCUGCCUGGAGUGCGAGACCUUGCUGACUGGCAAACCCUUCGUUCUGGAUGCAGCCCGCCUGCUGUGUACAACCUGCAGUAAAAACAAGCAUCCUUAAACAGCAUGUUUCAAUCCCCGGCGUUCCUGUUUACUGACUCAACCCAGAUUUGAAUCAGUGGAAAAGACGGGGUGGGGUGGGGUGGGGUGGGAGGUAAGCAAAGAAGUCACUUCAUACUGGAUUCAGACAACCAUGGCUAUUCACAGCCCAGUAAUUAUAGGAAAUGAGAUUGGAAAUGCUAACAUGGUAAGAAACACUCUGGGAUGAAAUGUAGAGAAUGGAAUGUUCUAGUUCUUUUAGGGAGACAUUAAAUGUAACUAAAUAUACUGGAAACCAGGAUACAUCUUCAGUUAUUCAUUGGCAGCAUGUUGCAAAAUCAACUGAUCUAGAAACAUGAAAGUUCCUCAUUUUGCUGUUAGCUUUUGCUACUUUUCUUGUUAUAAAAGUGCUGCAUUUGUCAAUUGAACCAUCCCAUGCUAACAUCAGCCACAUUUCUAGCUUUAAAGGAGCAAUACAGGUGGGAAAGCAUAUGUAAGCAUUGACAAGAGGAUUCUCCCUCCCCAUUGUUUAGUGUAAUGGCCAACUUCUCAGAUGUAAUGUAUUUAACAUAAGAUGUCUAUUAAAACAUGAUUAUAGUUUGGAUACAUUUAGGCCCCUACCAAAUGACACUCUAAACAGAAAGACUUGUUCAGGAGAAUUGAAAUAAAUAAAUAAAUAUUCCAACUGGCAUUAAAAAAAUAUCUAGCUAUAUUAAAGCAGAACGUGUUCAAUAGACUUUCUUGUAAUGGAUAAACAAUUCCCAGCCUUCAAUAGGUUGUAAUGUUCCUCUAUCAUAAAUGUAAAAGUGAUCCAUGGGGAGUGCCUCUUGUAAGCAGCUACCAUGGAGUGAGUAAUAGAUAGAGGUUCGGUGCACACCAGUGUCCUGAUCCUGUUGAAGCGCCACUUAGUUUUUUUCCCUGAGAGAAAUCGUGCCAAAUCAGCAGGAGCACCUUGCUGGAACAUCGUGCCAGCAGGAACACCUGCCUCUUGACCCACAUGCAGUGGUGGCAGUGAGACCAGUUCAUGUGGGCGCAACAGGAGUCAGUAUCUCGCCUAGUUCCAUAGUGGGUAAGCCGUGGCCCUCCCGAUGCUGGACUGAACCUCACCAGCCCGAUGUGGUAUGGCCAGUAUGACAGAAGUUGCAAUCCAAUAUCAGGCAGUGGGUUACCUGCUCCUGGUCUACUCCAUUAUUUUUCUAUUCUCAUCUUAAUGGAUUCCAGUAGAGAUAUGGAGAGUUCUUAUUUUGCCUGUUAUUUGUAAUGGGGUUUUUGUCAGCCUGAACUGUAAGGGCUUUGAAGAUAGCAUAUAGUAAUGAACGAGGUUAACUUCCUCCUAGAUGUUGCCCUGACACAACAGGAAGGUCUUAGUUGUUAUGCUUUGGAACAUUUGAAGUCUAACUGCUCCCUCUUCUUUUUUGCUGAACCCUUGGAGAGCAAGGGUUGCAUUGCUUAUGUAGGUGUUUUUUCAAUUUACACAAAGUAAGCCCAUUUGUAAUGUUUAAGUCCUAAUAAGUUAACAGAUAAACAUUUUGUUAUUAGUCCUCUAAACAUCAUUUGGUUUGGUCAUCAAGUAACAAUGACCAGUUGCAUUACAGACAUUUUUGAUGAUUCAGUAGGAACAGAAAUUACUUGAGUUGGACAACUGGAAAAUCUGAGUCCCUCUGAUUUUAGAUAUAACACUUAUUAGACACAUGCAUUUUAUUUUCAGGUGUAAUGAUUCUGUGACUGCCCUAGAACCAUUAUGGAAACUUGUGUUACAUAGGAGCUCCAUGUAUGCAAUUGAGUAACACAAGAAUCUCCAGUAACUUAAAAGUUUUGCAGGUGCAGAAGAACCACCUCCUAUUUGAAUAGGGAUAUGUUCUCAUGUACAGGAGUUUGAUGGACCUUUGGCGUGUAUGCAGUGAGUCUCAGUAUGGAAAGUAAAGUCUGAAAUCUGUUUGUGCAGUAAGAGCAUCUCAUAGGGAACAGGGAAAAAAUCUGAUUCUCUUAGACCUUUCCUAGCAUGAAGUACUAAGAAUGAGAGUUAAUAUAACAGGAAUGUAUGUGCAAAGCCCAUUGAAAUGUGUACCUGUGAAUGUAAUCAGGCUAUGUUCGUUGCAAUUAUAUUUAUUUGCAUGUGCAAAUUUCUUGGCGGAUUCUGCCAUGAGGCUGAAGCCCACAUUUGAUUAAGAAUAUAUUUUGUUUCAUUUCAUUUGCUCACUGGACCUAUUUUUAAAUAGGUGUUAAAGGACUAGAACAAAAAUGUAUAGCUUGUCAAUGGCAGAUUAUAACAAAACUGUAAUUUUAAAAGAAAUUGGCACAUAAGUAGCACUUCUUAGCAGAUGGUCACUGUUAAACUUUGUAUAAAAUGUUCUUGUAUAAUAAAGUCCCUUCAUGAUAUAAAGAUAAUUAUUGUGAAAUCAAUACAGCACUUUGAUAUCUUUGAAAUGUUAAGAAUCAGUUACUAAAAUAUACCCAAAUAGUUCUGAUAUUGGCAUCUCUAUAAACCUGUAAACUCUUCUCCAACCAAGUAUUGUGGGGGUAGAAUUUUGAAUUUUUCAGAGUGGUAACUUGGAUCCAAUCUACAUGUUUUGCAGAACAAGCAGGCAGUCAAAAUCUUUGCUGUCCCACUUAAGGCUGACGGUAGGAGAUGGUAUUUCUGGAUGGUUCUGUCUGAAUGAAGUAAAGGAAGUGUUCAAAAUUCUGCCACACUGUCUUGACUUACAUGGAGCUCAGCUGCUCUGCAGUUUGCUCUGAAAAUAGAUAUAAACAUAAGGGCAAAUUGGCCGUAGCCAGCACUGGGGAAGGCAGGUAAGCCUAUGUGUAGACUGAAACAUGUCUGCCCACCUUGUUUGCGUUGCAGGCAUCCACAGCAAGUGUAAUGGCAGUACAGCAAAUGAGGCAUGACCAGGCCCAGGAAAAAUAGACCAGCAGCUGCACCUGUUCUCCUACAUUCAGUAUAAAUGGCAGCAGAGCAGCAAAAGCACACCUCUUUUGAAUCACCUGCAUAGCAGCAGAAUAAAGGCAGAACCUUUUACUUGGUGUAAGGCCAGUUUGAACUCAAAGAUGCUUACUUGCAAAUAAAAAUUUGAAGCAGAGCCUCCUCCACUGCCCAUCAAAUUUACCUUUUCUUAUUAAGUGUUCGCUAUAUUAUCCUUAGGAUGCGCCCUUGAAGUUUAAUACAAAAUUCAUUUUAAUUCAGGUUGCUGGAUUUUAUACCUGGUAACUUGGAAAUAUCUCUGCAGGUUCAAUGAGACUUUCUCCCUCAUUGAAGGCUUAAAAUCAUGUCAAGGUAACACUGGUGUUUCAUUUGUGUCCGUGCCACCCUUGGAAGUCAGCACAGGAGCAUGAAGAACACUCAGCCCCACCUCUGCCUUGUGCUCCAUCUUUGGGGCAAGUUAGUUGCCUUUGCCAUGCCUCCCUUGGCAGCCAUUGUGUGAUAGAGCAAGGCACGUUCUUAAAUUGCCGGAUGUGUCCCAAAGGUUGCCUACCUCUGCACUCGAUUCUGUACUUUGAAGAAUAUGCAGUUCCUCCCUUCACUGUCCAGGUGUGUCUGAUGCUAUCUGGGAUGUGUUUGCUCAGAUAUCUUUGGGAAUUUCCUUGUAGAGGAACAUCAAUAAUGGUCAUUGACCAGUAAACUGUCCCCCUCAUGGUUUCCUUAUUCUCAUUUAUGUCUUCAAUAACUCUGCAAGAGCCAAUUUUAGCUAUUUCAGGAUAAAGGUAGGGGAGUGAUGAUGCUCCCAGAUGCUGCUGCACUUCAGCUUCCAUCAUGCCUGUCCAUUAGCCAUGUUGACUGGGCCUGAUGUGAGUGGAACUGAACAACACUGGGACAGGGAAACAGCACGGGGCACUAACCCUCCCAUGUUUGCAGCAUUUUGUAAACUCUUCAGGGUAUAUUUUCCCAAUCUGGAUGUCAAUCGGAUUGCUAGGGAGUGCACAAUUAAGUGUGUGAGUUUAAUUUUAUUUUAUCGAGGUGUUAACCAUUCUAUGGAUUCUUCCUAAUAGCUUCUGCAUGUCAGUGACAUGUGAGAGCUGCAAUCAAUUUUGAAACAAGUUAAGCAUUCUUGGCAGUAAAUUUGGGGAGAUAAACUUUGUAACUGUCCAUAUUUUGAGGAGUGUGCAUUUAUUCUACCACAAAUUAGAAAUGCAGUCAUGAUGCAUCUCUUUCUGGACAGGGAGCAACAUGAACUCUGUGGAGCCCCUCCCUCUCCAGGCAGCUGUUGACUGGCAUUGGAACUCCUGCUUCUUCGCUGCCUUUGUCCAGCUAUGGUUCUUCCCAGAUCAAAAGCAACUCAGGCCCCCGAGGCUGGAUGAGGGCAGCCAAGCACUCCCAGCCCCGCCAGCAUUCCCAGCCCGGCGUAUGCGUGCCAGGCAGUCCACAUAGAAGACUCUGUGCUAAUUUUUUUACUGCGUAAGAAGAGAUUGCAGAUUGCAGCCUUAAGCAUUGUGUCAGCUUUUGGUCACCUGUUAGGAAUCUCAUCUAAGACAGGCCAUACAUCCCUGUAAGUGGCUCAGGGUGGAUCAUACCACUGGUGCAAUCUCUAAUGCAAAAUGUGAAGUCUGGGGAUUUAAACUGCUGACGUGUGAGCAGCAUAGGAUAUACUGGCUUGAAACCAAUUUGGUCUAUCUGCCUGCAGAAUGGAAACUGCUGGCUAAAGACUUCCCUCCCAGUGCAUCCCUUAUUUUUUAAGGGGGGUUGCAGGGGCUCCCCCUACAGCAGAAGCAGCACAGGGAAAGCAGGAGAGAAGACAGAGAACAGCAAGGGAAAUCCCUCUUAAACUAAGCUGGAUCUAAGUCUGAGCUUGCAAACAGGCAAGGUCACCAGAGGGCUGGGAGAGGAAACCUCUUGCACAUCUCUGGCAAGUGGAAGUCACUAAGUUCUGAUUCGCUGGACACUGUGGUGCUUUGGGAAAUAUUGCCCACGGAAUUUUAACAAUCAUUUUGAGGGGCUCCAAUUCAACCAGCUCCUGCCAGGUUUUGCAAGCCACUCCUCUGCCCUCUGAUGGGGACUGCAGGGGGCUGGAACUGGGCAAUUGUGCCAAUCACCUCAAGAUACUGUGUGUGUGAAAGAUAGAAUAAUAUACUGAUAUUGGCUUCAGCUAGCGGAUGGUAUUGAAAAUCAAUAGAUGUUGCUUAAGAUCUGUAAGCUUAAAAUAUCUAACACCCCCUUAAAGUUAACUUGAGAAAACACUGAAAUGUUUGUAAAUGCUUAAAUCUUCAAUAAAUGUUAAAAAAUAAAAGCUUUUUGAAAACA